Anas platyrhynchos (mallard) is the source of this 6491-nucleotide messenger RNA. RefSeq names its product MCC regulator of WNT signaling pathway (gene MCC). Gene Ontology annotation, molecular function: calcium ion binding. The record is from RefSeq and is a predicted model, not a curated record. Lineage: Eukaryota; Metazoa; Chordata; Aves; Anseriformes; Anatidae. Gene Ontology annotation, biological process: negative regulation of canonical Wnt signaling pathway. Gene Ontology annotation, cellular component: cytoplasm.
CCCUCCCCUCCUCUCUUCCUCCUCCUCCUCCUCCUCCAGGGGAGCCGGGCGCGUGAUGGCGGCAGCCGCCGUGGCGGAGGCGAGCAGCGGCGGCAGCAGCAGCAGCGACACGUCCAGCACGGGCGAGGAGGAGCGGAUGAGGCGCCUCUUCCAGACCUGCGACGGCGACGGGGACGGCUUCAUCAGCAGGAAUGACUUGCUGAUGGUGUGCCGCCAGCUGAAUAUGGAGGAGUCUGUCGCUGAGAUCAUGCACCAGCUGGGAGCAGAUGAAAAUGGAAAAAUAUCCUUCCAGGAUUUUAGUCAGUGCCGCAUGGAACUGGUGCGAGAAAUCAGAAAGGAGGAAGUGGAGCUUUCUGUGAAAUCGGAUGACUCUUGUAAAAAGAAAAAGUUAAGGGAUAGAAUAGCUUCCUGGCCGACUAGCAGCAAUAACAGUUUAGGUGCCUUAUCAGGAGCCAGAGAAAGCUGGGAGUAUGAUUCAGGAGCAAGAGACCUUCAGAGUCCAGACCUCCAGAGUCACUUUACACUACUGAAGGUGUUGGAGAAUGGUGGAAGCAGUGGGACUCAACCGGCUGCUCUGCAGAGGCUUCUGUCUCAGGCCUCAAAUUUUAGCAGCUCUGUUGGAGGAAGUUACUUGGAACUUGCCAACACUCUUCAUUUAGCAGCCCUGGCAUCAUUAAAGGGAGACAUAGUGGAGCUUAAUAAACGUCUACAACAAACAGAAAGAGAGCGUGACCUGCUAGAAAAGAAAUUGGCAAAAGCACAGUGUGAACAAUCUCACCUAAUGAGAGAGCACGAAGAUGUGCAGGAGCGAACAACGCUACGCUAUGAGGAGCGAAUCACAGAGCUGCACAGUAUCAUUGCUGAAUUAAAUAAGAAGAUUGAUCGACUGCAGGGAACAACAAUAAGGGAGGAAGAUGAGUAUUCAGAGCUGCGGUCAGAGCUCAGCCAAAGCCAGCAUGAAGUUAACGAAGACUCACGCAGCAUGGACCAGAAUUCUGUUUCUGUACCAGAGAAUCAGUCCACCAUGGUCACUGCAGACAUGGAUAACUGUAGUGACUUGAAUUCAGAACUGCAAAGGGUGCUGACAGGUCUGGAAAAUGUUGUCUGUGGGAGGAAGAAGAGCAGCUGCAGUUUAUCGGUGGCAGAGGUGGACAGACACAUUGAACAGCUCACUACUGCCAGUGAACAUUGUGAUUUAGCCAUUAAGACAGUAGAAGAGAUCGAGGGUGUACUGGGACGUGACCUUUAUCCAAAUUUGUCUGAAGAGAGAUCUCGAUGGGAAAAGGAGCUUGCUGGCUUGCGGGAAGAGAAUGAGAGCCUCACUGCCAUGCUGUGUAGCAAAGAGGAAGAGCUGAACAGGACCAAGGCCACCAUGAACGCUAUUCGUGAAGAGAGAGACAGAUUGCGUAGAAGGGUUCGGGAACUGCAGACGCGUUUGCAAAGUGUGCAGGCAACAGGCCCAUCCAGCCCAAGUCGUCUCACUUCUGCAAAUCGACCCAUUAACCCCAGCACAGGAGAACUGAGCACAAGCAGCAGUAGUAAUGACAUUCCCAUAGCCAAGAUUGCUGAAAGAGUGAAGUUGUCAAAGACAAGAUCAGAGUCUUCAUCAUCUGACAGACCUGUCUUAGGAUCAGAAAUCAGCAGCAUAGGGGUGUCUAGUACUGUGGCUGAACAUUUGGCACAUUCCCUUCAAGACUGCUCAAACAUCCAGGAAAUCUUCCAGACACUUUAUUCACAUGGAUCUGCUAUCUCUGAAAGUAAAAUCCGAGAAUUUGAAGUGGAGACAGAGAGAUUAAAUAGCCGUAUUGAGCACUUGAAGUCCCAGAAUGACUUGUUGACAAUAACACUGGAAGAGUGCAAGAGCAAUGCUGAGAGGAUGAGCAUGCUUGUGGGAAAGUAUGAGUCCAAUGCCACAGCCCUCAGACUUGCGUUGCAAUACAGUGAACAGUGCAUAGAAGCAUAUGAGCUGCUGCUGGCACUGGCAGAAAGUGAGCAGAGUCUCAUUCUUGGGCAGUUCAGAGCUGCAGGAGUUGGUUCUGUUGGGGACCAGACAGGUGAUGAAAACAUCACCCAGAUGCUUAAGAGAGCUCAUGACUGCAGGAAAACAGCUGAGAAUGCAGCAAAAGCCUUGCUGAUGAAACUAGAUGGGAGCUGCGGGGGAGCCUAUGCAAUCACUGGCUGUAGCGUGCAGCCCUGGGAAAGCCUCUCAUCCAACAGCCACACAAGUACUACAAGCUCAACUGCAAGCAGUUGUGAUACAGAGUUUACAAAGGAGGAUGAGCAGCGGUUGAAGGAUUACAUCCAACAGUUGAAAAAUGACAGGGCAGCAGUGAAACUAACAAUGCUGGAGCUGGAGAGUAUCCACAUUGAUCCCCUUAGUUAUGACGUUAAACCUCGUGGAGACAGCCAGAGGCUAGACCUGGAAAAUGCAGUCUUGAUGCAGGAACUUAUGGCAAUGAAGGAGGAGAUGGCAGAGCUCAAGGCGCAGCUUUACCUACUGGAAAAAGAGAAGAAAGCAUUGGAAUUGAAACUGAGCACUCGAGAGGCCCAGGAACAGGCUUACCUUGUUCACAUCGAGCACUUGAAGUCUGAAGUGGAAGAGCAAAAAGAGCAGAGAAUGAGGUCUCUCAGCUCAACAAGCAGUGGAAGCAAGGACAAGCUGGGCAAGGAAUGCAGCGAUGGCACCGCAACGCCGUUAACACUAGCUGAGCUGAGACCGUACAACGAGAGUGAACUGACUGCUGAACUCACAAACGCACUCAGGCGGGAGAAGAAACUGAAAGCUAGAGUGCAAGAGCUAGUGAGUGCUUUGGAGAGACUCACAAAGAGCAGUGAAAUCAGACAUCAGCAGUCUGCAGAAUUCGUCAAUGACCUGAAGAGGGCAAACAGCAACUUGGUAGCAGCUUAUGAAAAAGCAAAGAAAAAGCAUCAAAAUAAGCUGAAGAAACUGGAAUCGCAAAUGAUGGCCAUGGUGGAGAGGCAUGAAACGCAAGUAAGGAUGCUGAAACAAAGAAUAGCUUUACUAGAAGAAGAGAACUCAAGACCACACACCAAUGAAACUUCACUUUAAGUGCAUCUUUUUCAAAGAUGCAUAGUGCCAUUACAAAUUUCUUUCUUUUGGAGGCUGGCUUUUAGGUUGCUUGUAUGCUAGAAUACCUGACUGUCAACACAGUUUAGCACCAUCUCUUAGAUCUCAGCUGUCCAGCCAGGAGUUAUGGGGAUAAUCUAAACAUUAACUAAGGACUGUUUAAUAAUGUAAAAUGGCAGUGCCUGAAUUAUCGUGCUAUGAUUAUGUACAUUGUCUGUCAUUAUGUCUAUACUUAUACAUGUUCUUCUCCAUUUUAUGUCCUACGGAUGACAGUGUCACGUAACAAAAUGCUUCAUGUUAAUAGAUUUUAGUUUGGGCAGGUCGGAGAUAGUUUGAGUUUUGCUGACUCCCAAGUCCCUCCACACACAGCCGCGUUUUGCAUCCUCCAAACUCGCUGCUGUGGGCAAGGAGCCAGGCAGGCAGCUGCAGAGCACGGAGCCAGCAGGCCGGUUUGCUCUGGGCACCACGGCUGCAGUACUGUUGCUCCCAGUGCAGAUCAGGUAGGAAAACUGCUGUUGAUUUGGGGAGGGAAAACAAAACACAACUAAUCAACUAAUUGCAUCUCUUCAAAGGAUGGUACAUUUCCUAGGAAUCGUCUGCGAGAGGUGUAGAGGCUCUAAGUUUUACCAUGCCAGGUAGACCGUCUGUGCCAAGGGUGGUUAAAUCACAGGCCAUUUCCUGGUAUUUAUCUUGCAUGGUGCUUGUGGUUAUUUUGUGAAAAUUGAGUUAUCAUGUCAGUGCAUUAUAGCCACAGUUUUCUUUAAGAGGCUGGGCCAUCUCUGUUACUUACAGAGCCUUUAGUACAUCCUUCUACAAUCACGAAGUAGAACGUCAUCUUUUUACACUUGUGACCAAAAAAGGUACUUACUAGGAAUGUACCUGUUUAGUACUGAAUAAAUAUGCACGAAACUAUAAAUGUGUAGGUGUAUGGAUAUACAGCCACAAGCAGAAUGUGAAUGAUGUCUUCAUGCAGCUUUGUAAGGUUAACUUUUGUUAGUUUUACUGUUGUUUUGUUUAAGUCAAGUCACAUCAUGUUAAUGUGUUAUCAAAGUGAGUGAAUGGAAAAAUACUGGCCUAUUAUGGCAACGAAUGUCAAGUGCGGCAUGGGGAUCAGGUUGGUUUCUCUAGGGAGCAGAUGGAGACUGCCCUAGAACCUGUUUCAGACAGACGUUAGUUCUUCUUGACUGAGUGCAUAAAACAAUUUCCAUGUUUAAGUCUGGUUCUAGUUUAGCCGAACUGGAGUCCGUUAACUUUUAGCCUGUUGCUGUUACUCCUCUAGUUCGCAUUUUUCAAGCUGUGUUCUCGCCAGUGAACCCGACUUGAGGAGCUGUCUAUUGUUUUUGCUUUACCUGCUGAGUUGCAUCUCAAGUUUUAUUAUAGUGUAUUUAGAAUUAUGAUAACGUCUCUCAUUUAGUCCUACAAUUUCUAGUAGAAACAAAAUAUUUUUAGAGGAUUUGAACUGGUUUUGUCUAGUAGAGGUUAAGGCCAGGCAGCCAAACAGUUGUGAGAAUUUGUGUUAAGAAUGCAGCAUUGUUGUCAGCAGUUGGUUACAACUGGCCCUGAAGCAGUUUGUGUUCACGACUUCUGGAUUUCAUUGCUGACGUCUUAUUUCACUUACUGACACGUAAGACCAGGAAAUUCCGAAAGCAUGUGGAAGGAAACUUCUAUGCUGUUCUACUGUUGCUGCCGUUCUCUUCUUUCCUUAGGGUACUAACUAUUUCAUACUUUUCUAGAGUCUGACACAUCAGCUACAAAGCCAGCAUCAUACGUGAUUGAUUGCAAUAGCACAUUAAAACAAUGCUGAUUUCAAAAUUAAGUUGGUGGUGAUGCCUUGGGGUUGAUUUUGGUCAGUCUUUUUUGUCAAGUGAAUUGUACUUAAUUUAUAAUGCAAAUGGAAAUUUUUGAGACCCUACUGUUGAGGGAAUAAAUACAUUGAUUUCUUAUUGUCACUCUGGUUUUGCUAAACGUCCGUGGUGUUUCUCUUCUUGGUCAACAAGUUUCUCACCAACAGGAACGUGAGUUUUUGCCGUGUUUCAGCAGCUGACCACACUUGUUUCUGAAGAAGCGUUCUGAAGAGCAGUGGACCUGUUCCCGUGGCAGAAGUGCACUUACACUUCUGUCCUCUUGUAUCUAAAGCACCCGUCUAACGUGAGGUCGUCUCACACUGUCACUGUGAAAUGCCUGUCACUUACAACAGCUAGAAACUGCUCUUACACCGCCUUUCCCCAGGCUCAAUUUUUUCCAUUCUGUGGUACCUGAAGAAGCUGUUAAGUACACAGAACACGAUAAAACUUAAAGCAUUUGAACUGAAACCUCUCUUUAUAGAAAAGGUGUGCACUAGGAAAGCAUAAAUGCCCCUCAGUUAGACGCAUGGGAAGUUGCAGUGCCCCUCAGUGUCUUUCUAAGGCCUCAUGAUUUGCAGGUUCUGCACAACUGAAUGCUGGUUCACUGCAUUCUCCAUGUACGUCCCACACCCACCGUGCUCCAAAAGUGUUCUAGAAUAAUUUACACAUGAUAACCACAUGUAAGUCACUUUCCCUUUCUUCCCAUAGGACUCCCAGAAAAAAAGGCCAGUGUCAUUCAGCCCCAGCAGCAGCUGUUACUUGCCCAAACAAGUUACUCUGAGCAAAGAGCUACUCGCCCCACCCCUCCCUUUAUUUGUUGGCAUGCUGGAAAAGGCCAAUAGGGAAGUGGCGGAAGCUCUACUGGUGUGGUGGGAACUGAUUCGUAACACCAGUGGCUGUAGUUCCAGUGUACUGGUGGAAAUGUCACCAGUCCUGGGACUAAAUACCAAAACCCAAAUUCCUGUCACUGCCUGGCACCUGUUGGAAACACAAGUACACCAGCCUAGAGCCAGAUGCGUGUGACCUGUACACCACUGGUGCAAAUCACAGCAACUUCACUCAUUUAACUGUUGCAGAAUAAUCGUGCACAGCAAGGGAAAUAGAUUCUCUUGGCAAGACCCACCGAAGUUGUUCACUCAAUUAAUUCAUCUUAGGGUGUCUUUUUUACUUUCUAAAUUGCCAGAGUGCAUGAAAUUUUGUAUUUCAGUGUGUUCAGUACUUUUCUUCUGAUUGAACAUAUAAAUCUUCACCAGCUUGAAUGUACUGUUAGCUAUUGCGAAGCACAUGUGAGUAAGUUUGCAUUAAUGUCAGUAUUGUUCUUCUGUUUCUAUUAGGACUUUCUCAUUUAAUACUGUACCAUACAUUGUAAUUUUAGAUCCUUCUCACCCUUUUCAAUUAGCUUUAAAUGUGUUGCUGCUUUUUAGUCUCCUAGCCGCUGUAAAAUAGCUAUUUUGUGUUUAUUUGAUAUAGAAUUGUAAAAACUGCAUUUAUUUAUACAGAGACAUUUAUAAUACUUAUUUUACAAAUGUUCUUAUAUUCUGAAUAAAUUUCUAAUGCUG